CUAGAAAUGGAAUAUAAUUUUACAUUUUCUUAAAUACGACACGAGUCAUUUAGGAAAGAAACACGAGACUUUUUCUCUUAUGUUUUGACUGAAUUUUGAGGUCCUUAACACUUCAGAGGUUAAAAUGUCACUUAAUCACAAAAAAAUUUCCUACAAACCAAAUUUUCUUUGAUCUAUUUUUUUUUUUUUUUUGCAUUUGAAGAAAAAGCCCAAAAGUUUACUCGGAAAGCAAAUUCCUUUGAUCUAAAGAAAGAGAGAAAAUGGAGAAUAUGUUAGGUCUUCUAAGACUUCAUGUGAUUAGAGGUGUUAAUCUUGCCAUUAGAGAUUCUCAUAGCAGCGAUCCUUACGUCAUUGUCCGUAUGGGCAAACAGAAGUUACGAACCCGUGUGAUGAAAAAGAAUUUAAAUCCGGAAUGGAACGAAGACUUGACACUUUCUGUUACUGAUCCAACUCUUCCUGUCAAAAUCAUGGUGUACGAUAGAGACUGGUUCUCAAGGGAUGAUAAGAUGGGAGAUGCGGUUUUCCACAUUGAUCCGUUCCUCGAAGCCAUCAGAAUCCAAAAUCAGCUCGGAGGACUUCCCGAUGGGACCGUCAUAAUGAAGAUACAAGCAAGCAGGCAGAACUGUUUGUCAGAAGAGAGCAAGAUUGUGUGGCACAAAGGAAAAAAGAUUGUCCAAAAUAUGUUUCUUAGGCUCCAGAACGUUGAGCGCGGGGAGGUCGAGUUGCAGCUUGAGUGGAUCGAUGUCUCGGACCAUAUAAGUAUAUAGGAGAGGCUGAGGGUGUUGCUUACUAGAUCCAUUUUUGUACUACAUGAAGUUCGUUGGAAAAAUUAUACUACUUAUGCUAUAUUGAGAGUAAAUAAAAUCGAUUUUUUUUUUUUU
Arabidopsis lyrata subsp. lyrata is the source of this 881-nucleotide messenger RNA. RefSeq names its product protein C2-DOMAIN ABA-RELATED 2. Lineage: Eukaryota; Viridiplantae; Streptophyta; Magnoliopsida; Brassicales; Brassicaceae. The coding region runs from base 261 to 767 and encodes 168 amino acids. The transcript is spliced from 3 exons. The record is from RefSeq and is a predicted model, not a curated record.